Penaeus chinensis is the source of this 702-nucleotide messenger RNA. Its product is annotated as larval cuticle protein LCP-17-like. Lineage: Eukaryota; Metazoa; Arthropoda; Malacostraca; Decapoda; Penaeidae. Gene Ontology annotation, cellular component: chitin-based extracellular matrix. The coding region runs from base 29 to 382 and encodes 117 amino acids. The transcript is spliced from 3 exons. The record is from RefSeq and is a predicted model, not a curated record. Gene Ontology annotation, molecular function: structural constituent of chitin-based larval cuticle.
ACGUGCAACAGCAACACAAGACGUCAACAUGUCGGGCUCCACACUCUGCAUUGUCCUCCUCGUGGCCGCCGCCCUGGCCGCCGGGGACGUCAGGUACCGCCCCGCCCCCGGCUACGGGGCGCCCGUGCCCAUCCUGAAGGACGGCCGGACCCUCGGCGCCCACGGCGACUACAGCGUCGACUUCGAGGCCGGCAACGGCAUCGUCCGCCAGGAGUCCGGCAGCCAGAGCUACGGGCAGCAGGCGCAGGGGGCCUGGAGGUACACCUCCCCCGAGGGCCAGCAGGUGGACAUCGCCUUCGUGGCCGACCAGGGGGGGUACCAGCCCCAGGGGGCGGUGCUCCCCGUCCCCCCUCCCCUCCCCUACACUCGAUCAGACCACUGAGUUUGCUGCAAGGAAUUUCUCGACACUUGUAGGGCGGAAUAAUGAUUUAUCUGUAAAAGGUUUCUUCACUAUGCUUUUUUGUCUUUAUGAGAUGGUUGCUUCCUAUUAUUUAAUUUUCUUUCCUUUUGACGAGAGAAAAAAAACUAAGCGAAAUAAACUAAAAGAGAAAUGAAAGAGAGACAAGCGUGAGAUCUCAUCGCUAUGUUCCCCGACGCCGCCAAGAACUACUAACCACCUCAGUUCUAUAACAUCACAGAUCAACCUCUUUCAAAGAUCUACCUUACAACCACACUGUAGUUCAAAUAUAUAUAUAUAUAUAU